Molecule: messenger RNA, 1305 nt
Organism: Dalotia coriaria
Lineage: Eukaryota; Metazoa; Arthropoda; Insecta; Coleoptera; Staphylinidae
Gene: Miox
Product: Myo-inositol oxygenase
Exons: 6
Coding region: 133-1020 (295 amino acids)
Biological process (GO): inositol catabolic process
Cellular component (GO): cytoplasm
Molecular function (GO): inositol oxygenase activity; iron ion binding
Source: RefSeq, a predicted model, not a curated record
ACAUUGAUAAACGUAUUUUAUCAAAAAAUAAACUUCGAAGAAACAAAUGUGAUGAUAAAUAUUGAAUUUAUAUUCUGAUUUGUCUUAAAAUUAUUCAGUUUGGUUUUGUGCUUUGUCUCCUUAACAAUAAUCAUGAGAUUAUUAGAAGUGAAACGUAAUGAAUUGACGGAGUUGAUUGAUCCGUCGCAGAUUUAUCGACCGGAAGCGAAGUUUGCGGAUAAACCACUCGACAAUUUCCGGGAUUAUUCCAUAGACGAAAACGAUCCGAUUAAGGAACGUGUGCGACGCACCUAUGAAUUGAUGCAUACACAUCAGACUGUUGAUUUUGUUAAAGAAAAACGUGCUUUGUGGUUGAAAUUUGAUCAUUAUCAAGCGACUGUUAAGGAAGCUUUGAUUAAGCUAAAUGACUUAGUGGAUGAGAGUGACCCGGAUGUGGAUAUGCCUAAUAUUGUGCAUGCUUUCCAAACUGCGGAGAAAAUAAGAGAAGAUUAUCCGGACAUGGAUUGGUUUCAUUUGACUGGGUUGAUUCAUGAUUUAGGAAAGGUUAUGGCUUUCCAUGAUGAACCGCAAUGGGCUGUCGUAGGUGACACUUUUGUCGUUGGUUGUCAAUUUGCUGAUAGUAUCGUGUAUAGAGAUACUAGUUUUCGGAAUAAUCCUGAUGGAACUAAUCCGAGAUACAAUACCAAAUUAGGAAUGUAUAAGGAAAACUGUGGUUUGGAAAAUGUUUUGUUAUCAUGGGGUCACGACGAGUACUUGUAUCAUAUGUUGAAGCAUAACAAGUCAACUCUACCAAAGGAAGCGCUGGCUAUGAUAAGAUUUCAUAGUUUUUAUCCGUGGCACACUGGCGGUGAUUAUCAACAUUUGACUAAUGAAAAGGAUGAGGAGAUGAAGGAAUGGGUGCUUAAGUUUAACAAAUAUGAUUUGUACACUAAAAGUACAAAAAUACCAGACAUUGAAGCACUUUGGCCAUACUAUGAAAGCCUGAUCGAGAAAUAUAUUCCAGGAGAAUUAUCCUGGUGAAGGUUAAACAAACGUUGUCAUUGAUUUAGUUAUUUUUGUUUUGAUUUCUUGUUGUCUUUGGCUAAUAUAAUAUCCUAUAGAUGUACUUUGAUAGCAUCGUAAUGAUACAAAAUAACAGAAAUGUCACGACAAUUUUGUCCACGUAAUACAUCCUAAAAAUAAAAAUGAAAAACAUAAAAUAAAAAUAUUUUUAUAAAAAAAUUAAAAGUUGAUAUUUUGAUAGUAAAUAAUUUUUGUUAAUUUUUUCAGAAUAAAAAUAAAAUAAUCAAUGAAGAUUAUUAUUAA